AUGGCCGCCUCGGGGCCUCCAUCACCCAUCUCCGAGAAGCAAGCCUUCGACCUGAACCUCCAACACGGACACAAGGACCUCGUCCAAGCAAUCGCAUUCAAUACCUACGGUGACCGAUGCGCCACCGGCUCAGUAGACGGCAAGAUUCGCGUAUUCAACAGACAUAAAGACGGUACUUGGCGCUUAUGCGACACAUGGACAGCUCACGGAGGUGAAGUUCUCGAGCUCCAAUGGCUCCCCGCGACAAUAUACCCCAACCUAAUCGCCUCCCUCGGAAUAGAAGGCUGGUUCCGCCUCUGGGCCGAAGACCCCUCCGCCGCACCAGGCCGCCGCUUCUGCGCAGGUCGAUCCGUCGGCGGCCGACCAGCCUUUGACACACGGUCCACACGCGCGCCCUACCGCUCAUUCAGCAUGAAGCACAACGAGGAAACGCGACACACCUACCUCGCCCUCCUGGCCUCAGACGGCCGCCUCACCAUCUACGAAAACGACCAGCCAGAAAACCUGUCAGAGUACUCGUCGAUCGACGAAUUCAGCAUAUGCAACAAGCCGAAUCGCGGAGAAGAAGUCUCCUUCAAGGUACGCUUCGACCCAAAUCCAGAGCCCUGCUACACAGCCCUACGCGCAGGCGUCAGCGCCGACUCCCUAGGCAUAGUUGUCGCGGGGAUGGACACCGUGAAGAUAUACAGAUCGAGGGACAUAGUCACGGCAUCUUAUGGAGUUGCCCAGACCCAAAAGGAGUUUUAUCUCGCGGCAGAGAUCCCCGGCCACAGAGGGCUAGUGCGGGAUGUAGCAUGGGCGCCGGGCAAUAUUCGCGGAUACGACAUGAUAGCGACGGCAUGUCAGGACGGCUACGCACGUGUAUUUCGCAUCGACACACCCUUCUCCGAAGAUGACGGCAAGUCCUGGUCUGCAAAUGACCUGCUCAAAUCGAGGGGCCACGCAUCGUCCAAGGACUCGCCUACCAAGGAUGAGGCGGAGAAGCACCCGCAUCCGUCGUCGCUGAGCGCCAGUCUCGCCAAGUCGGGGAACGCGAGCGAUAGACAGUGGUCCGGACAGCCAGGGCAGGUGCAUCAUACGUAUAGGGAGAUCUCGCGACUGGAUAGCCAUAGGACACCUGUGUGGAGAGUGGGCUUUGACGACGAUGGACAGAUUCUGGGCAGUACGGGUGAUGAUGGGCGUUUGUUGUUUUAUAGACAGACGCCGGAUGGAGUGUGGGCUAAGAGCUCGGAGUUAGUAAUGGUGAAGGCGAGGAUGGCGGCGCCGUGA
Molecule: messenger RNA, 1269 nt
Organism: Pochonia chlamydosporia 170
Lineage: Eukaryota; Fungi; Ascomycota; Sordariomycetes; Hypocreales; Clavicipitaceae
Product: nuclear pore complex subunit
Exons: 2
Coding region: 1-1269 (422 amino acids)
Biological process (GO): positive regulation of TORC1 signaling; cellular response to amino acid starvation
Cellular component (GO): Seh1-associated complex; nuclear pore outer ring
Molecular function (GO): protein binding; structural molecule activity
Source: RefSeq, a predicted model, not a curated record